Messenger RNA from Vitrella brassicaformis, 2643 nucleotides. The record is from the annotation of a GenBank genome assembly. Lineage: Eukaryota; Vitrellaceae.
AUGGCUUUGAGCCAAAUAGUCAGCGGCUUCGACGAGGAGGCCCGCCAGACCCGGCACGGCCGCCAACGGCUCAAGGAGCUCCUCUGCCGCCUCGUGAAGGACCGCAUCCCCAGCUGUGAGAUUCUGCAAGUGGGAUCUGCGUCUUAUGGGCUGGACACGGACAAGUCCGACCUCGACUUAGUGAUGGUGACUAGCACAGCCACGGCAAGGCAAGAUAAGGUGGCCUCUCUCUACUCUUUGCAAGAGGUCAGCAGUGUACUGUACUGGGAUGAGGGGAGGGAGGCAACAUCACCGAGAUAAUGUGUGUUUUGCUGUGCUGUGGUGUUGGUUCAGGUGAUCAGGCAAGGUCUGCCCGACGCAGAGGUGCGCGUGAUAGGGUCAGCCAAGGUGCCGGUGGUGCAGAUACGGACAGCAUGGGGAGAGGAGUGUGACGUGUCCGUCAACACUCACAAUGCCGUCCACCACACGCAGCUCUUCAAGGUACGCACACACACGCACACACUUGCACGGGAGGCGACGCCUGGACACACCAUCUGAAUGUUGUCGUGUGUGUCUGCACUGGUUUCCAUUAACCAGGCUGCCAUGAUGGUAUGUCCCACAUUCCUGCCCCUGGCCAGGCUGGUCAAGGCAUGGACCAGGUCGCGCGGCAUACCCAUCGGCGCUGAGGGAGGUUUGGCGUCGGUCGGCUGGACUUUGAUGGCUCUUCACUCCCUCAAAUCGCUCCCGGCCACUGAGCGGGAGCUGCGUGACGUCUUGCGUCACUUCUUCACCAGUUUUGGAGACCGCGAGUCUCUGUUGCUCACAUUGAGCCUUCCCGAGACCACUGGUGUCGUGACCACGACAGCGGCGCAGAAGUCUGGCAACGACGUCGACGAGAAGACCAUGUCGGCAGCGGGGCACGGCGGCGGUGAGAAAAACGCACGCACGACAUGCCACACACCCGACGCAACGAACCAUUCGUCAUUCCUUCCAUCCCUUUCUUGUCAUGUGCAUGAGUCAGAUUGGGAGGAAUUGCUGACCAUCAGUGACAUCCCGCAGGACGGCAAGCGGCCCGACAUGGUGGGCAAGCUCUCCGCAUCCACAUGGCUAGUCAUCAUGUAGGAGCUGAAGCGAGCCCGUGACCUGCUGACCCUGGUACGCACCAGCCGCAACAACAACCUGUUCAUCCAUUCAUCCUAUGUCUGUCACUACUUCUUCUUUGCGUGUUUGCUCAGCCGUUUGUCGACCCUGCAGUGGUGUUUGAGCAGCCCACCUGCCCCCUGGUGUACUCGCUGCCCAGCAACCGAUGCGGCCCCGAUGGCGAGCCCCUUUUCGUGGCCUUUCUGGCUGAGGGGGAGGUGAUGAUGGCACGGCUGACGAAGGUGUGUGUGGACCCCUGGAUGGCCAACAGGCAGGGUGGCCAUCUCUCCCGCAAGGACUUCAGGUCUGCGCAUGUGCAUGGAUGCACCCACCGCACUCACUAGAGACAAUCCAAGCGUCUAUCCAUCUUGUGUGUCUGUCAGGUCGUCGUUUCACGGCGUCUUGUACCGCGUGCGAGAGAUGCAGAGCCCCCUGCUGACCGUCCUCAAGCCAAAGACGCCCACUCCACGCCUGCAGCUGACACAGCACCCUCCAAACGGUCUGCAGUGGAAGGCAACUGAAUGGGCAGACAUAUCUAUGUUAUAUAUGUGUAUGUCGUCAGCCCUCAUGUCUGUGGAGCCGGCCACCUUCACCGACGGGACGCCUGUGGAAGUGGUGUUCACACCCGUCCAGGCCAUCUGUCGCGUGGACGUGUCGUCGCACCCCACCCACAGCCCGCAAGCCAUGUGCGACGAAAACACCUGCAGCUGAAGUGUCUCUCUCUGCUUUGUGUGCGGUGUGUGUGCAGCGGGUCCUCGCAAUACGCCAUCACAGGGGGGGAGGUGGACCGCCUCAAGGAGCUGCGAGAGCUCGCCGCGCAGGGGCCAUACUGGCACAAGAAGACGGCCGCCGCCCAGCUCCACUACCCGACGCAGCCCCUCACCCCCACCUGCCCCCUUUGCACGGUGAGCACAGGCACACACAAGACUCAUGACACGCUGUUGUUAUACGUGUCUGCGUCUGCUGCUUCAGGCGAGCGGGUCGACCAAUGUCUUGUCGACUGCUGGGGAUGUCAGUGCGGUGGGAGAGCGGCUGUGCUUCCACCGCAGCCCCAGCAGCUCGACAACAGACGAGGCGACCCCGAGGACCGACCUGUCCUCGUGGGACUCGCCAAGAUCUGUGGCGAGGUGGGUCUGCCGUACGAGACAGGGAGGGAAUACUUCAUUCAUCUGCUCACAUUCAUUCAUUUUCUUCUUCAGCAUCCCCGGCAGCCCGUCGUCCCUCCCCCUGACGCUCCACCACACCGCCGUCACCCAUUAUCAGCCGACUUACCUCAUCACUGCCGAGAGCCCCCCAACCUCCGCCGCAGCAUCGCUCUUGAAGCAUCUGGCGGAGGAUGACGAGAGCGAUGCUGCGGCGGAGGAUGACGAGUGGCAGCUGCCACUGGUGACGGCGGAUAUGUUUGGCAUGAGCAUCGGCUGUUCGCGGGGGGACUACGUUGGCGGCCACGACGUCUGCAGUCAAGUCUACAGUAGCACCCAGUGGUCAGAGGGGGAUUUCCAGCAGCAGCCACAGCAGCACUGA